Ananas comosus (pineapple) is the source of this 1876-nucleotide messenger RNA. Its product is annotated as tubulin alpha-3 chain. Bases 277 to 1629 code for a protein of 450 amino acids. The transcript is spliced from 5 exons. Lineage: Eukaryota; Viridiplantae; Streptophyta; Magnoliopsida; Poales; Bromeliaceae. Gene Ontology annotation, biological process: microtubule cytoskeleton organization; mitotic cell cycle. The record is from RefSeq and is a predicted model, not a curated record. Gene Ontology annotation, molecular function: structural constituent of cytoskeleton; GTP binding. Gene Ontology annotation, cellular component: cytoplasm; microtubule.
GCCACCCAAUACAAACAAACCAACCCCACGACCAUUUACACCCCCACACCCGUCCGCCCCCCACUCUCCGACUCUGUCGGUGGCUCUCUCCUUUCUUAUCUCGCACAAGCAAGCCCCUACUCCCACCCAAUAAGGGGAAAAGGGGACGACGAGGACGCGGAGGAGCAACAAACCCUAACGUCCGUUCCCUCAUUCCUCGACGCUCCGAGGCUAGGGAGAUCUAGGGUUAGGGUUAGGAGGGCUAGGGUUUGCGCCGUCGUUGUUGUUGCGAAGAAGAUGAGGGAGAUCAUCAGCAUCCACAUCGGCCAAGCCGGGAUCCAGGUCGGCAACGCGUGCUGGGAGCUCUACUGCCUCGAGCACGGCAUCCAACCCGAUGGGAUCAUGCCGAGUGAUACAUCGGUUGGAGUGGCCAAUGAUGCUUUCAACACGUUCUUCAGUGAGACUGGUGCCGGCAAGCACGUGCCGAGGGCCAUCUUUGUGGACUUGGAGCCCACCGUCAUAGACGAGGUCCGCACCGGAACUUACCGCCAGCUCUUCCACCCAGAGCAGCUUAUCUCCGGCAAGGAGGAUGCGGCCAAUAACUUCGCUCGUGGCCACUAUACUGUUGGGAAGGAGAUUGUCGAUCUCUGCCUUGAUCGUGUGCGGAAGUUGGCGGACAACUGCACUGGCUUGCAAGGCUUUCUAGUCUUCAAUGCUGUUGGUGGUGGUACUGGAUCUGGAUUGGGGUCUUUGCUGUUGGAACGAUUAUCUGUGGAUUAUGGGAAAAAAUCCAAGCUUGGUUUCACCAUCUAUCCUUCCCCACAGGUUUCCACAGCUGUUGUGGAGCCCUACAACAGUGUCCUUUCCACUCAUUCCUUGCUCGAGCACACAGAUGUCGCAGUUCUCUUGGACAAUGAGGCCAUCUAUGAUAUCUGCCGUCGAUCCCUUGACAUUGAGAGGCCCACUUACACCAACUUGAACCGUCUGAUCUCUCAGAUCAUUUCUUCAUUAACCACAUCUCUAAGGUUUGAUGGAGCCAUUAAUGUUGAUGUUACCGAGUUCCAGACUAACCUCGUGCCCUACCCCAGAAUCCAUUUCAUGCUCUCCUCCUAUGCCCCUGUCAUAUCUGCCGAGAAGGCAUACCAUGAGCAGCUCUCGGUGCCCGAGAUCACGAAUGCUGUUUUUGAACCUUCGAGCAUGAUGGCUAAAUGUGAUCCCAGGCAUGGCAAGUACAUGGCAUGUUGCUUGAUGUAUCGUGGUGAUGUCGUUCCAAAGGAUGUUAAUGCUGCUGUUGCAACCAUUAAGACCAAGAGAACUGUCCAGUUUGUCGACUGGUGUCCUACCGGUUUCAAGUGCGGGAUCAACUAUCAGCCACCAACUGUGGUCCCUGGAGGUGACCUUGCCAAGGUGCAGCGUGCCGUGUGCAUGAUCAGCAACAACACCGCAGUCGCCGAGGUCUUCUCGCGAAUCGACCACAAGUUUGAUCUCAUGUACGCCAAGCGGGCUUUCGUGCACUGGUACGUUGGCGAGGGGAUGGAAGAAGGGGAGUUCUCCGAGGCGCGCGAGGACUUGGCCGCGCUCGAGAAGGACUACGAAGAAGUCGGAGCGGAGGGUGCGGAUGACGAGGGCGAAGAAGGCGAGGACUUCUGAGCUGUGUUGUGGCGUGCAGUUAGAAGUGUUGUUAGUGAUUGGUUUGUGCAGUAUGUAUACUUUCUCUCUGUUUGUCGCUUUGUUUCGUGCAGCAGAUUGUAUUGUUGUCUUCCUUUGUUUAUGUGCUGUCCGUCCUGGCUCAACAUACUGAGUGAUUGUUGAUAUUUCUUCUGCUUAUUUGUGGUUUGGCAGAGUACUGAUUGUGCUAAAAUGUGUUUUUCUUGUCUUUUCUUUGCUUUGUUCAUUA